AAAUGUAAGAAUCUACUCUUGGUAACUAUGCUAUAGGAAAUACAUUAGGUGAAGGUACUUUUGGAAAAGUUAAAAUGGGAACUCAUUUGUAAACUGGUGAAAAAGUAUUUUCAUUUUUAUAAUAUUAGGUAGCUAUCAAAAUUUUAGAAAAAGCCAAGUUUGAAGAUGAAAGUGAUGUAUAUAGAAUAGCCAAAGAAAUAGAAAUUCUAAAGAAGUUAAGACAUCCUCAUAUAAUUCAAAUUUAUGAAAUAAUUAACACAGACAAAGAAAUUUAUCUAAUAAUGGAAUAUGCUAGUGGAGGAGAAUUAUUUGAAUAUAUUGUAAAAAAUCAUAGAGUAUCAGAAAAAAUUGCAUGCAGAUUUUUAUUACAGAUUUUAUCAGGAGUUGAAUAUAUGCAUAAGAUAGGAAUAGUUCAUCGUGACUUAAAACCAGAGAACUUACUUUUUGAUAAUAAUUAAAAUAUAAAGAUAGUUGAUUUUGGAUUAUCAAAUACAUAUAAACCUAAUGAAUUAUUAAAAACAGCAUGUGGAAGUCCAUGUUAUGCUGCCCCUGAAAUGAUUUAAGGUUUGAAAUAUUCUGGUUAUUUAAUUGAUAUAUGGAGUUGUGGUAUUGUCUUAUAUGCAAUGCUUUGUGGAUAUCUUCCAUUUGAAGAUUAAAAUACUAAUUAACUAUAUAAAAAGAUAAUUGCAGGUGAAUUGGUGUUUCCAAAAUGGUUGUCAGCAGAAUCUAAAGAUCUUUUAAAAAACAUCUUAAACACUGAUCCAAAAAAAAGAUUUACUAUACCUUAAAUUAAAGGACAUAGAUGGUCAAAAGCUAUCAAAUUAGAGGAACAUAAUGGAAAUAUAGGAAGUGAUAAUAUUAUAAUUGAUGAAAUUAUUGUAGAAUAAUUGAGAAAUCUUUAUUAAAUAGAUCCAAAUCUAUGUCGAAAACUUGUUAAAAAAAAUAGACACAACAAUGUAACAACUCUUUAUUAUCUUUAAAUGUAAAAAAAUAAAAAGAAUAGAACAUAUAAUUACUUUAAAAAAGAUUAAGAAGAUUCAAUAACUUAAUCAUAUAUUCUGAACUCUUCAAUCUUAGAUUCUGUAAAUGCAAGCAAUAAUAAUACAUCAAGAUAAAAGUAGAACACUAAUAGCGGUCAUUCUCCUUAACAUCGAAUUAUGACUUAAAUCAAUAAUCGUCACUCAUCACCUUCACCUCAACCUUUGAAAUAAAUAACAAAACCAGACUCACCAAAAUAAUUUAAUAUCUAAUUAAAGAGAGAUAUCAUUAAAAGAGCUUAAAUUAGACCCAUAAUUCCUCCUAUGCUCAAACCAAUAUAUUAAGUUGUUAAUAACUCUAUUUCAAGCGUAGGUACUAAUGGAAAUACACCUUUAUAAACAAACAGAAAAACAGAAGAUUCUUUUUCAUUAGAUAAAGCAAAACCUAAAGUUUUUAUUUUAUUAUUAUCUUAGAUUAUUAAUAGAGAACGUGCUAUUAGUGCAAUUUCUGAAUAUACUCAACCCAACCAAGCUAAAAAUCCAUAACCGAAAAUUCAUAAAGGUGCUUUUAACUUUCAAUGUACUACUCAUAGAGAUCCUGUAGUCUUUGCUGCUGAGCUAUAAAAGAUAAUUACUUAAAUGUAAAUUAAAAUAUUGUAGGUACGAUUAUCAUUUAAAAGCUCAUCAGUAAAUUGAUCCAUAUGAGAUUGUGUGUUCAGCCAACUUAUGUCUCAAAUUCGAAAUUUAAAUCAGAAAAAUACAAAAUUGUGAUGCUCUUUAUCUAUUAAAGGCACACUAUAUUAGUGGAGAUUGGGAAGAAUAUCAGAAAACUUUAAACAGGCUUAUUUAAUUGCUUAAUUUUUGA
Paramecium sonneborni is the source of this 1842-nucleotide messenger RNA. Lineage: Eukaryota; Ciliophora; Oligohymenophorea; Peniculida; Parameciidae. The record is from the annotation of a GenBank genome assembly.